Biomphalaria glabrata is the source of this 1089-nucleotide messenger RNA. Its product is annotated as growth hormone secretagogue receptor type 1-like. The record is from RefSeq and is a predicted model, not a curated record. The coding region runs from base 1 to 1089 and encodes 362 amino acids. Gene Ontology annotation, molecular function: G protein-coupled peptide receptor activity. The transcript has a single exon. Gene Ontology annotation, biological process: neuropeptide signaling pathway. Gene Ontology annotation, cellular component: membrane. Lineage: Eukaryota; Metazoa; Mollusca; Gastropoda; Planorbidae.
AUGUCUGAAUCCGCCAUGCUUGUCUACGAUGACUACGACAAGGGUUCCUUAUACAUUUCCGACAACGCGCUGGAAGUAUUUAUCCUUGUUGUCAAUAUAGUCGUCUUAGGUCUCAUAGCGUUGACAGGAGUGAUCAGCAAUGUAAUCAACAUGGUCAUAUUUGUGAAGCAAGUUCUUAAGGACAGUAUGACUGUUGGUCUUUUCGCCCUGGCUUUCACGGACUUUUCCGUCACGACCUUGGAGUUGAGCAUUUCAUGUAUCUAUGUGGCCAGUGUUUUGUAUCCAGAGAGUCCUGUAGAUUUAUGGGCGUUGGCGUAUAUCUCGUUUGCUUGGGCGGUCUAUGCUUUGUAUCUGACCUCUUGCUGGAUCACCGCUAUGAUCGCAAUAGAAAGAUGCUUUUGUGUGGUGUUCCCUUUCCAAGUGAAACAGAUCUUCACAAAAGGUCGCUGCGUUCUAGUUAUUUUUAUGAUAUACGCGAUUCACAUCUCUACGUUUAUCCCCGUGUUCGUCAUUGAGAAAAUGGAAUGGGUUCUCGUGGAAUCACCCAAAGGGAACGCCUCUCUCAGCGUUGUUCCGGAAACAUGGGUGUACACCGUUGUCUUCUCCGACGCCACGGAUGAAGUGGAAGCCGCUAUGGACAUUGCUGGCGGCAUGUUCCUCUUCAUGACGUCUCAGCUGGUCCUCUACGUCUGCUCCGUAUGGAUGACCGUGUCUCUGAAGCUCUCUUCCACGGUUCGCACUGCUAGGCUCCUGUCCGACGAGAAGCCGGGCAACGAUUCCAAAAUGACUCUGCAAGAGAAGCGUCUGGUCAAGAUGGUGCUCUUUUUGACUUUGCUUCAGUCUGCCUGCAACCUGCCGAGACUAGCCGUAACCAUAUUUUACCACGCAUUCCCUGGUAUAAGUAUAGAGCUACACAAAAACUUCAGCACUGUGGUAUGGACAUCCUCAGUGGUCAUCAACAACAUCUCCUGCUCCUGUAACUCUCUCGGCUACUACUUCCUGAACUCCAAUUAUCGCAAAACGUUUAGAAAGAUAUUUGAAGGCCACGUCUCCAGUCUCGUCCAGAGUAAAAACAGUUCAAUCCAUUAG